Messenger RNA from Ascochyta rabiei, 1968 nucleotides. RefSeq names its product RNA polymerase II mediator complex subunit. Bases 1 to 1968 code for a protein of 655 amino acids. Gene Ontology annotation, cellular component: mediator complex; core mediator complex. NCBI's taxonomy places the organism in Eukaryota, Fungi, Ascomycota, Dothideomycetes, Pleosporales, Didymellaceae. Gene Ontology annotation, biological process: regulation of transcription by RNA polymerase II. The record is from RefSeq and is a predicted model, not a curated record. Gene Ontology annotation, molecular function: transcription coregulator activity. The transcript has 3 exons.
AUGUCUGGAGUCGAAUCGCUAAAGGACGUGGCAUUGCGCCCAUGGCCAGCGAACAAGAAGGAUGAGCUGAGCAGGGACGCCUUGUUACAGCAGAUUGAGCAGCUCACGACCGAGCGCGGCCACCUACGCGACAUAACGGAGAAGUCGCUGCAGGCUGACAUCGAGGCCGGGAAAGACGUUCCAGACGACGCAGAAGAGGGCUCCGAGGACGAGGAGGAAGAGAAGGACGUGCCGUCCAGGAAAGAGAAAAUGGACGAGAUAUUCAAGAUGCAGAUGGAGAUGGCUGGCCACUUGGACUGGGCCAGGUUUGCGGCCACCAAUGCACUCGAUCUCAUCUCUCUCGUUCUGUCGGCCGACCCCAACAAGCGCGCACCCACGUCCUUCAGCCAUACUUUCCGUGAGGCUGGUCUCAACCAGGGGCUUCCCUUUGCAUCGAUGGGUGUUGCGAGAGAAAAUCACGAGCAGCAUCACUACAAACAGGAGGAGUUGGACCGAAAAGAAGAGCUGCACAGAAGGCAGGAUCUUGUCUCGAAAGCUGCAAGGAUGGAAGCACUCGAUGCUGCCACAGAUGAGAUACUGAAGGCGGCGAAGAGCCUGGAGAAGGAAGUUCGUAGAGAGACAAAGUACUGGCAAGAAAUCGUGUCAAUCUCGGACAAGGGUUGGCCUAUUCAGCGCCUCCGUCAGAACGCGCGCCACGUACCCUUUGGCGUCCGCUAUGGGCUCCCGGAGGCCAGCGACCAUUUCAAAGCUCGUGGCUUCGCACCCCUGCGCAUGGCCAAGGACGGCAGUAUCGUUCUCGACCCGAACCUUUCCCUGAGGCCGAAGACACUACGCGUGAGAAUCAGCGAGGGUGGGAACAUCACCGGCUCGUCGCAGCUUCCCGUGGAAAGCGCAGGAGAAGGGUUGGCAGUCGAGAAAUCAAUACGGCUUGCACGAGACUCACUGCUUGAGGAAGAGCUAUAUCACGAGAUGAGCCUAGAGACAAGACAGCUGCUGCCGUAUGGCGUCCAACUGCGUGGUUCUGUCAUCUCUGUAGAUGAGCCUGGAGACAACGCUUUCGCAAACCGACGGCUCCUCAUCGACUGCAUACCACGAGACGACAGAAAUUCGGAUAAUGAAGAGCAUACAAACGACUGGCUGGCUCACAACGUGGCUGAAGCCUUGCGUCUUCUGUUGACCCACGAGCAUAGCAUGCGUCUCUACCGCAGGACUCAACUACCACCGCCGUUGACAGCACGAAAACAAGAGAAGAAGUCGCCCCCACUCUUACGCACGUUGCUUGCAAUGCUGCACCAUUUGCAAAGUGUGGACGCGUUGUUCACCUACCUUGACACCGUCUCAAGUACGCUGAGAAGCGCUGGUCUCGAGACAUCGCUGACAACAAGUCGUGAGGAGUCCUGGAUCAAGCUCCGCGAAAGCCUAGGAAAGUCGGCUAAGAAGGACCUCUCUGCGACCGACCAGCUCUUGGACAUCUUCACCAAGCCAUUCAACGGCAAAGCCACUCUGACUCUGCCUUGGAGCCAAGGCUCGCAAACGGAGCAGCUGACCAUUGCGAUACGCACCGUCAUUGGUGCGCCAACUUUCGGUACCGAGUACAAGCUCACGCUGCCAUCCUCUCUCACAACAGAUCUUGGCCUCUCCACGGAAAACAAGUUCCAGUCCACGGCAGACAUUACAUCGUAUAUCGAUUGGAUCCUGUCACUAUACAUAGCACAUCGAGUACUCAAGAACGAGUAUGCAAACCGGGCAGCUGUCAAGGGCAACGAGGCCAGGGUGACAAUCAUGGGCAAGGUUAGCAAGAAGGGCGCAUCGGUGAAGCGAGACGUUUCGAUCGAUUUAAGAGAUGGCAUACUGGCGUUGCACUUGGCUGACAGCAGCUUGAAGGGUUCAUCACAGGAGUCACGUUCGUGGCCUGGAAAGGGGGAAGAGGGGCCGUUGAAAGAACAGGUCAAGAGCUGGGUUGGGUGA